GGGGAAGUUCGACAAGCACCAAGCAUUGUCAGUACUCUUGUGCUCGUGAAGAGUAGGAGGCGAAGAUGUCGGAGCGAAAAGUUUUAAACAAAUACUACCCCCCUGACUUUGACCCAUCGAAGAUUCCCAAGCUCAAGCUGCCCAAAGAUCGGCAAUAUGUAGUGCGGCUGAUGGCCCCCUUCAACAUGAGAUGUAAGACAUGUGGAGAAUACAUCUACAAGGGCAAGAAGUUCAAUGCUCGCAAGGAAACAGUACAGAAUGAGUCCUACCUGGGCCUGCCCAUCUUCCGCUUCUACAUCAAGUGCACGCGCUGCCUGGCAGAGAUCACCUUCAAGACAGACCCUGAAAACACAGACUACACCAUGGAGCAUGGAGCCACGAGGAACUUCCAGGCUGAGAAGCUCCUGGAGGAGGAGGAGAAGAGGGUGCAGAAGGAGCGCGAGGACGAGGAGCUGAACAACCCCAUGAAGGUGCUGGAGAACAGAACUAAGGACUCCAAGCUGGAGAUGGAGGUCCUGGAGAACCUGCAGGAGCUCAAAGACCUGAACCAGCGGCAGGCCCACGUGGACUUCGAGGCCAUGCUGCGGCAGCACCGCCUGUCAGAGGAGGAGCGGCAGAGGCAGGAGCAGGAGGAGGAUGAGCGGGAGACGGCGGCGCUAGUGGAGGAAUCAAGGAAAAGAAGACUCCUUGAAGACUCGGACUCAGAGGAGGACACCACCCCCACCCAGCCCCAGCCAGCCCUCCGGCCCAACCCCACUGCCAUCCUGGACGAGACCCCGAAAGCCAAGAGGAAGGCAGAGAGCUGGGAGCGCAGCGUGGGUGCCCUUGGCAGCAGGCCCCAGCUGUCGGGCCUGGUUGUGAAGAAAACAGGCCUGGACAGCAUCAUCCGUCGACGAAGAGCCCCGCCCCUCCCAGGUGCAAUGAAGAACGGUCAGGCAGCUGGCCCAGUGCCCCAGAUGCCCAGCACGUCCUCCCUGAGCCAGCUGGGUGUGUAUUCUGACAGUGAGGACAGCAGCGGCAGCAACUGAGGCCCCCUGCCCUUCCCUGGUCAAGGUCACAGCCAGCUGCAGCCGUGGUCCGGGCCAGAGGCCUUGGAACCAAGCAGAAUCAUAGCUGGACAACCGGGAACGCCCGCCGAAGCUGGCAGGGCGAGCGAGGACUUCAGCUGAGGGACUCAGUUUUCUUCCUGUCCUCCCGCCCUCUGGAGCUCAGGUCCCCAGGUCACACUGCAACAUCCUGGAGCAGCUUCAAGGUCAUCUCUGUGACAGUCCCUGAGAGGCCAGCCAUGCUUUGGGCACGGGCCGGGCCCACCCAUCACCCUGGCUGGGCUCCAUCCCUUUCCACCACAGAACCAUCUGGAACCAGUGGAAAGAACCUGCUGAUGGCCUGGGCGCCUUCCCUCUGUCAGUGUCUGAGAAGGGGAUGUCAGAAGCACACAGCCUAGGCAGUCCUGGACCCGUGCCUCUCAGAAACCACCAGCUAAUAAAUGCUCAUUAUUUCAUAGGCUCAGUUUGGGGCUCAUUUGUAGAAAGGUGAUAGUCAGGAGACCAGCGAGUCUGACUGCAAACCUCCUGUUCUUUCAAGGUUGCCGGAUUCUACCUCACGUAAUCCCCUCUGACUGCAGUGUUUUCUAGUUGAAGGUCCUGUGCCCCCACCAGACGCUUCUGCAGGCUGUGCGUACAGUGUGUGCUCUGCCACUUCAGUCGUGUCCCACUCUUUGUGACUAUGGACUGUAGCCCGCCAGGCUCCUCUGUCCAUGGGAUUCUCCAGGCAAGAAUACUGGAGUAGGUUGCCAUGCCCUCUUCCAGGGGAUCUUCCUGACUCAGGGAUCGAACCUUAGUCUCCUGUGGCUCCUGAGUUGCAGGCGGACUAGAACCACCUGGGAAGCCCACUCACAAUCUAAUGAACCUCCAUCUCCUCUCUCCCGCCCUUCCUGGGGUCACUGACAUCAGCCCUUCUCUCACACACACACAUACAUACAGGCUUUCAUUCAGCAUUUGAAUAAAGAGGCUUUGUGGUUUGCAAUGUCAGAGUUUGUGGGGUGAGACACACACCCCCGCCCCCCCCGCCCCGCCGCUGCCACAUUGGGGAUCUGCUUUCCUACAACAAUUUCCCUGCUUAGGGAUUGUACAGAGAGGUGAACCAGGGUCCUGC
Messenger RNA from Budorcas taxicolor (takin), 2154 nucleotides. RefSeq names its product YJU2 splicing factor homolog (gene YJU2). The transcript has 8 exons. NCBI's taxonomy places the organism in Eukaryota, Metazoa, Chordata, Mammalia, Artiodactyla, Bovidae. The coding region runs from base 66 to 1028 and encodes 320 amino acids. The record is from RefSeq and is a predicted model, not a curated record. Gene Ontology annotation, biological process: mRNA splicing, via spliceosome. Gene Ontology annotation, cellular component: U2-type catalytic step 1 spliceosome.